AAGGCGUUUUAAAAAGAAAAUAGGAAUUUACGUCCAUUGCGGCUCCAAACGAGAGCAGUGGACGUAACGAAGCUCAUUCGCUUUCUCCCCAAAAUGGCGUCGAAAGGGAACCAGUUUCUUUCUGAGCGCUGUGUGGCUCGUAGAGCCUCCGUGGGCGGGCAGCUGCGACACUGGCAGGCAGUCACAUGAUUCGCGCAAAGCCCAGCUGCCCAAUUCCAAUAUGGUGGCCAGCUUGGCAGACCUACGGUUCUUGUUGAUGAUAUUAUUGUUCUGCUGGAGGAUCAGGGACGGCGCCUGCACCCAGCAAGCCCCGUGGGUUCUGGGGCUGCGACUGGAGGACCCAGAAGGCCAGGUGUAUAUGAAGGAGCGGAUCAUCUCUGCGCCGCAAGGGGCCAGUUUCAAGCUUCGGCUGUUCGGUUGGGAUCUAAAUGGGACCUGGCCGUGGGUGGCGUUCGCUGGAACAAGACAGGAGGAGACCGGGGUGGUGGAGGAUGCAGCUGACCCGUGCGAGCAAGAGACCCGCCGUGUCUCCGCCGCCUUCCAGGUCACCGGGGAGUUCACAGCGGACGAGGAGUACAGCGGGUUGAUAACGGUACAGACGCGGGACAAGAGCAGCAUCUCUCCUGCUGCAUCCUCCACGGGAGGAGGGGAUGACGCCAACCCUACCUACCACCACCACCUGUGCGUGUUGAAGAACGGAAGCUGGGUUUCGGUGGGACCGGACAGGUUGCAGAUCAACAACGACGCAGGUCUCCCGGCAGACUACAUCCCUCCGUGGGGUAUGGCGGUGCUGAUCGUGCUGCUGAUCCUGGUGUGCGGGGUACUGAGGAGUGUGAACCUCAGCGUGUUGUGGCUGGACCCCCUGGAGCUCUACGUUUUCCACAGCUGCGGCUCCGAGGAGGACAAACGGGCCGCCAAGCGCCUCGAGCCAAUCCGGAGAAGAGGCAACUGCCUGGUGUGUUCUCUGCUGUUCCUGUGCGCUCUGGGCCACUCGGUUCUCGGUGUGCUACUCUACAGGGUCCUGGGUUCCAUAGCGCCCGCCGUCUUCACCAGCGGGUUCCUCAUCUUCCUGGUGUCAGAGCUUGUUCCCCACAUAGUGUGUUCCGGCUACGGCUUCCAGCUAGCCCCAGGCUUCACCUGGCUGGCACAGGUGUGUAUGGUGCUGACGUGCCCACUGUCGUGCCCGCUGGGCCUGGUGCUGGACCUGGUGUUGAGACGUGACAUCAGCACCUGUGGUGUGAGGGAGAGGGCUAUGGAGAUGAUCCGCGCCAACGUCAAUGAUCCGUACAGUGAGUUUGUGAAGGAGGAGUUUAGCCGUGGUGCACUGCGCAGGAAGACCGUGGAGGACAUCCUGACUCCACUGAACGACUGUUUCAUGCUGCCGUCCACCGCUGUGCUGGACUUCUCCACCAUGUCAGAGAUCAUGCAGAGUGGAUACACACGAGUCCCCAUCUAUGAAGAGGAGAAGUCCAACAUCGUGGAGAUCUUGUUCGUGAAGGACCUGGCUCUGGUCGAUCCUGACGACUGUACUCCCAUGACGACCAUCACCAAGUUCUACAAUCACCCACUGCACUUUGUAUUCAAUGACACUAAACUGGACGCCAUGCUGGAGGAGUUCAAGAAAGGAAACUCUGCCCUGGCCAUCGUUCAGAAGGUGAACAACGAGGGGGAGGGGGAUCCCUUCUACGAGGUGCUGGGAUUGGUCACCUUGGAGGAUGUCAUCGAGGAGAUCAUCAAAUCAGAGAUCCUGGAUGAGUCAGACGGCUACAUGGACAUGAAGGUGAAGCGUCCCAUGGCCCCUCUGGAGAUUCCUCUGGAACCUCGCAGUGUCCACCAAGAGUUCUCUCUGUUCAAACUCCCAGAGGGAGAACCCAAGAUCCGCACCUCACCUCAGCUACUGCUGGCCACACACCGCUUCCUCUCCAGAGAGGUAGAGCACUUCAGUCCAGCCCGCGUGUCAGAGAAGGUGUUGUUCCACCUGCUCCGUCACCCCAGUGUCAACCAGGAAGUUCACUUUGACCCCUCCAACCGCCUGAGCCCCGACCACUACCUCUACACACGCAACCACCCUGUAGACUACUUCAUACUGCUACUACAGGGGCGUGUGGAGGUGGAGAUCGGUAAAGAGGGCUUGAAGUUUGAAAACGGAGCGUUCACAUACUACGGUGUGUCUGCACUCACAGCGCCAACCUCAGUGCACCAGUCUCCAGUUUCGACCCAGCGUCGUCCUCCCAGGGAUCCAUUUGAGAUGGGAGACGCCACCAGCCCGUCCAGCUACUGUCCUGACUACACCGUCCACGCCCUCACUGAUCUGCAGCUCAUACGGGUGACUCGGAUGCAGUACCUGAAUGCUUUGAUGGCGUCGCGUGUUGGCCAGAGCCCAGAAUCUCCUGAGAUCAAGAUCCUGCCUAACAGUCAGACCAAGCUGCUCAACGAGAGGAACACUGUCACACAAGAGUUCCCUGUAAACUUUUCCUUUUUUGACACCAUUGAGAACUACUGUUAGUGAUUUCUGUGUGCAUGAGGUAAACAAAACGCAGUCUCCUCAGUGGCAUGACAACUACAACACACACACACUAAAAGGACACCAAGGCAUUGAGAGAAUUUAAUUUUCAGUCAGUCACAAAGCACCUGAGUCAUUUCGGGCUUUAUUCAGACAUGUGAACUGAAGUCUUCUAUUGACCUCACUGGAUGGUUUAUGUGAAAGUUAAGUGUGCAGAUUUCAAGUCUGAAUAUGGCCUUUAGAAAGGUUAGUCUCUUUGCCAGAUCCUUCACAGUCACUGGGAUAAAGCUUUGUAUGAAAUGUACCCAGUUAGAGGGGUUCUUUUAGACUGUUUCUUCUCUAAAUACUUAGUGCCAUUUAUUUGUAUCUUACAGAUAGUGAGAUGCGGUCAGGUGUGUGUGUGUGUGUGUGUGUGUGUGUGUGUGUGUGUGUGUGUGUGUGUGUGUGUGUGUGUGUGUGUGUGUUUGAAAAGCUUAUGUCUGUUUCCUUGUUCUAUCUCGUGGCAUCUUUCUGUCCUUUUCUGGCUGCCCCAUCUCAUCCCUCUACUGGGUACGUAUGCUGAUUUUCUCCAUCUCCUUCUGUGUGUACAGGAUACCCACAGGAGGUAAAGACUGCAUGUCUGUUGACAAAAAGAAACAAGCACCAAAAUGUGUCCAUUCCAUUGAAUGUCAAUGUCAAAGAGAAUAUUGUGAUGUCAUAGUGGGCUGCAUUAUAACCUACUAAUCGGUGGCAUUAUGUCAUUGUGUGAUGUCAUCUCCCCACUCACGGCCUCCCCCUUUCUCUCAUUGGCUGGGUUCCACAGGUGGCAGUAAAUCCCAGGAAAGUUCAACGGAAGAGGAGGCUCAUGGGUAAUGAAGUUCUCUCUGUCAGAACUAUGUGUUACUCAGGCAACCAACAAGGAGGCUUUUUAAAAAAUAUAUUUUUUUAUCAGUGAAUCUCUUAUCUCUGGAAUGCAGUAAUUGGACCUGGCUGGAGUGAGCAUCUGUGUGAGUGGUGUGUGUGGCUACUGUGUGUGGCUACUGCACUAUCCUCAGCCGUUUUCCUCAUUCAUUGUACGUUUCGCAUUCAUGCCAAUCGUGUGUAUGUGUGUGUGCACCUCUCCUCCCUGUUGUAAAUUAGCCUCCUUUGCCUAAAAGUUACAUUGCCUGUUCCUUCAUUAUUGUGCCAAAGCAACUCGCGUCAACCCCCUGUGUGUGUUGUCACAACCCGUCCAUCCAAGCAUUAGACACAGGUUGGUCAAAAAAAGCCAAUUUUCACAGAAAUGUGGACACUGCUUUUGGUGAUUUGCUUUAGUUGUUUGAGUAUACGUCCAUAUUUUAUUUGAUACACUCCCACAUAUUUGUCUAUCUAGACCUAAUGGAAGGCCUGUAUAUCAGGAGACCUACGGGAUGAUUGGAACUGUUUUCUCUAGUUAAAGGGCUACAUCACCCAACAGUAAAGAAACAAAUAUGUAUUUGAAAAUGUUCAUACUAUCCCUUUAAGAGAGCUGAUGCAACGCUUGUGUCCAUUCCUUUGCACAGUCACUGUUUAGCUUCAGGUCUGAGCUGUGAUGGGAGUGGUAGGUGUGCGUGCCCUCUCCCAUUUGACCUCUCUUACGGCGUGCCAACUCUGACCCAGUCUGCUUUCAUGCAUUCCUUUUGUUUGGCCAAGUUGCCAUAGAGACAAUCACAAUCCCCUUUAUUCACUCAGUAUAUUUACCCAGACACCAUACAGAAUAGAUAAAACGGACACAAGUCCACAUAGACACCAUACAGACUAGAUAAAACAGACACAAGUCCACAUAGACACCAUACAGAAUAGAUAAAACAGACACAAGUCCACAUAGACAAAACAGACACAAGUCCACAUAGACACCAUACAGAAUAGAUAAAACAGACACAAGUCCACAUAGACACCAUACAGAAUAGAUAAAACAGACAAGUCCACAUAGACACCAUACAGAAUAGAUAAAACAGACACAAGUCCACAUAGACACCAUACAGAAUAGAUAAAACAGACAAGUCCACAUAGACACCAUACAGAAUAGAUAAAACAGACACCAUACAGAAUAGAUAAAACAGACAAGUCCACAUAGACACCAUACAGAAUAGAUAAAACAGACACCAUACAGAAUAGAUAAAACAGACACCAUACAGAAUAGAUAAAACGGACAAGUCCACAUAGACACCAUACAGAAUAGAUAAAACAGACACAAGUCCACAUAGACACCAUACAGAAUAGAUAAAACGGACACAAGUCCACAUAGACACCAUACAGAAUAGAUAAAACAGACACAAGUCCACAUAGACACCAUACAGAAUAGAUAAAACAGACACCAUACAGAAUAGAUAAAACGGACAAGUCCACAUAGACACCAUACAGAAUAGAUAAAACAGACACAAGUCCACAUAGACACCAUACAGAAUAGAUAAAACAGACAAGUCCACAUAGACACCAUACAGAAUAGAUAAAACAGACAAGUCCACAUAGACACCAUACAGAAUAGAUAAAACAGACACCAUACAGAAUAGAUAAAACGGACAAGUCCACAUAGACACCAUACAGAAUAGAUAAAACAGACACAAGUCCACAUAGACACCAUACAGAAUAGAUAAAACAGACAAGUCCACAUAGACACCAUACAGAAUAGAUAAAACAGACACAAGUCCACAUAGACACCAUACAGAGUAGAUAAAACAAACAAGUCCACAUAGACACCAUACAGAAUAGAUAAAACAGACACAAGUCCACAUAGACACCAUACAGAAUAGAUACAACAGACACAAGUCCACAUAGACACCAUACAGAAUAGAUAAAACAGACACAAGUCCACAGACACCAUACAUAAUAGAUAAAACAGACAAGUCUACAUAGACACCAUACAGAAUAGAUAAAACAGACACAAGUCCACAUAGACACCAUACAGAAUAGAUAAAACAGACAAGUCUACAUAGACACCAUACAGAAUAGAUAAAACAGACAAGUCCACAUAGACACCAUACAGAAUAGAUAAAACAGACAAGUCUACAUAGACACCAUACAGAAUAGACAAAACAGACACAAGUCCACAUAGACACCAUACAGAAUAGAUAAAACAGACACAAGUCCACAUAGACACCAUACAGAAUAGAUAAAACAGACACAAGUCCACAUAGACACCAUACAGAAUACAUAAAACAGACAAGUCUACAUAGACACCAUACAGAAUAGAUAAAACAGACACAAGUCCACAUAGACACCAUACAGAAUAGAUAAAACAGACACAAGUCUACAUAGACACCAUACAGAAUAGAUAAAACAGACACAAGUCUACAUAGACACCAUACUGAAUAGAUAAAACAGACACAAGUCCACAUAGACACAAUACAGAAUAGAUAAAACAGACACAAGUCCACAUAGACACCAUACAGAAUAGAUACAACAGACACAAGUCCACAUAGACACCAUACAGAAUACAUAAAACAGACAAGUCUACAUAGACACCAUAUAGAAUAGAUAAAACAGACACAAGUCCACAUAGACACCAUACAGAAUAGAUAAAACAGACACAAGUCCACAUAGACACCAUACAGAAUACAUAAAACAGACAAGUCUACAUAGACACCAUACAGAAUAGAUAAAACAGACACAAGUCCACAUAGACACCAUACAGAAUGGAUAAAACAGACACAAGUCCACAUAGACACCAUACAGAAUAGAUAAAACAGACACAAGUCCACAUAGACACCAUACAGAAUAGAUAAAACAGACAAGUCCACAUAGACACCAUACAGAAUAGAUAAAACAGACACCAUACAGAAUAGAUAAAACGGACAAGUCCACAUAGACACCAUACAGAAUAGAUAAAACAGACAAGUCUACAUAGACACCAUACAGAAUAUAUAAAACAGUCACAAGUCCACAUAGACACCAUACAGAAUAGAUAAAACAGACACAAGUCCACAUAGACACCAUACAGAAUAGAUAAAACAGACACAAGUCCACAUAGACACCAUACAGAAUAGAUAAAACAGACACAAGUCCACAUAGACACCAUACAGAAUAGAUCAAACAGACACAAGUCCACAUAGACACCAUACAGAAUAGAUAAAACAGACACAAGUCCACAUAGACACCAUACAGAAUAGAUAAAACAGACACAAGUCCACAUAGACACCAUACAGAAUAGAUAAAACAGACACAAGUCCACAUAGACACCAUACAGAAUACAUAAAACAGACACAAGUCUACAUAGACACCAUAUAGAAUAGAUAAAACAGACACAAGUCCACAUAGACACCAUACAGAAUAGAUAAAACAGACACAAGUCCACAUAGACACCAUACAGAAUAGAUAAAACAGACAAGUCUACAUAGACACCAUACAGAAUAGAUAAAACAGACACAAGUCCACAUAGACACCAUACAGAAUAGAUAAAACAGACACAAGUCCACAUAGACACCAUACAGAAUAGAUAAAACAGACACAAGUCCACAUAGACACCAUACAGAAUAGAUAAAACAGACACAAGUCCACAUAGACACCAUACAGAAUAGAUAAAACAGACAAGUCCACAUAGACACCAUACAGAAUAGACAAUGUGUUUGUGUCUGUCACAUCUUAAAGCACCUUGUUGAUUUUCUCAUCCUUGAUAGCCGAGUAGGGGUGGGUGUGUGUGUGUGUGCGACUCUUUCAGGAAACUCAAUUUCCCAUGUUGCAGUGUAACUACCCAUGUGUGCAGGGAAUACAUAUGUUACCCACUGUCCUGUGAAGACGGGAAACGCAUAGAUAAAGGCCUGGUCCAGAAGCAACCCCUUGGUCCUUCCCCUAACACCUUCCCCUGGCCCCUAGUUGUCUACCCUUUGCUCCUAGGCCCUAGCCCUUAGUGUAAACAGAUCUGAUGAAAAGGUGAUGGCAGCACCCAUCUGGUUCCUUCAGAUCUGCUAACAUCGGGGUUUGGAAUAGAGAUUGGAGUCUUCGGUGUGGACCAGAGACUCUACCAGGGUUAUAUUCAUUAGUGCACACUGUAGCAAAAUGUUGAAACGGAAAACAAAAAUAAAUUGGACACGUAUUGUCCUUAUUGGACAAGUCUAGGUAGUCCCUCCCUGUUUCAGUACGGUUCUUCCGUUUGGUGCUUAAUGAAUAUGACCCAUGUUUCCCAGCAACCAUGAUAGGGGUUGGCUAUUUUGGUGGCCAUCUUGGUUACCUCAGUCAUUCUCCACCCCAUAAAGCGUUUUUUUUAGUUGAUCUAAUUACAGACAUACACUAAUUAAUGACAUAUGCUAAAACAAGGGAUUAACUAUGUGAUUCAAAGUAAAUAUUUUCCAUCUGUUUUAACAAUAUUGUACUGUUGGUUAUGAUUCAUGCCCAUUUAUAUUGUAUUAAAAGACAAUGUAUAUUGUAAAAAAUGUCAUCAUUACUUAUGCUACUUAUAUUGUUUGGGAGAAAUGGUGGGUUUUUUGAUGGGGGUAAAAAACUGUAUAUUAAUAUAUAUGCUUAUCUAGAGAGAAUAUGAAUCAAGGAUGCAGAUUUAAACUCGUAGUUUUCAGGUACAAAUGUAGAAUACUGUUGCCAUGAUGAUGAGAACCGGACCAGCGCUAGUUUCUCUCCAGGAAUUUUUUGUAUAGAUUUUUUUCUCCCAAUUCUUCUCUGGAAGCUGAGAGUUGUGUGUGCAGAGAACAUUGUAUUGGACUAUUUCAAUAUCUGCUGCUUGUUACUAAAUAAACCCAGUCCUUGUAUACA
Oncorhynchus keta (chum salmon) is the source of this 8203-nucleotide messenger RNA. RefSeq names its product metal transporter CNNM3-like. The record is from RefSeq and is a predicted model, not a curated record. NCBI's taxonomy places the organism in Eukaryota, Metazoa, Chordata, Actinopteri, Salmoniformes, Salmonidae. Gene Ontology annotation, cellular component: plasma membrane. The transcript is spliced from 12 exons. Gene Ontology annotation, biological process: transport; magnesium ion homeostasis. The coding region runs from base 221 to 2506 and encodes 761 amino acids. Gene Ontology annotation, molecular function: transmembrane transporter activity.